Messenger RNA from Spodoptera exigua (beet armyworm), 1881 nucleotides. NCBI's taxonomy places the organism in Eukaryota, Metazoa, Arthropoda, Insecta, Lepidoptera, Noctuidae. The record is from the annotation of a GenBank genome assembly.
UUCUCGUUACAUUUUUUUUACAUUUGCGAUUUUUUUUUCUGGUAAUUUUACUAUUCUAGUAACUAAUUCGAAAGUUGUUAAAGGGUGAAGUGUAAUUAGUCGUAGUUAAAUUUAUUAAAGGAUUGUGAUUAAAAUGCGUAGACACGGUUACACGACGUGCUCGGAGAACGAGGACGAUUGUUUUUACGAUAUCAGAGACUAUAGGCGGUUGAGGCGCGAAUCCAAAAUUAUCUUGUUUAAACCUUCGUUCCACUCGGUGACGGACAAGAGGUCACAUAACAACGAGUGCGGAGAGUACAGCGUCACAAUAGUCACGGAGAAGAAGAUAGAAGAUGACUCCUCAGACUCAUCCAGUGGAGAAAAUGUGGAGAUUGAAGAUAAAUCAUUGCCGCUAGUCCAACCUGCGUUGGUGUCUUCAGAAGAAGGUCAUGCCGCCCAAUGUUCCUGCCCAAACUGUGAUGAACUGAUCUCACGUUUCUCAGAAUGCAGUAUAUGCUUGGAACCUUUACAAUGUUGCGGACCCUGUGUCUGUCCUUGGUGUGGAGGAGUCUGGUGCGGGAGGUGUUCUCGACGCAUGUCCAGAUGUGCCUGGUGCAGGGGAGCUCUCAGAUCGCCAGCAUUACCGUGUCUGGCGCUACAGCGACUCAUCAACGACCUCAUGUUGCCGUGUAGGAACUAUAGACGCGGAUGCACAGAACUCUUAACUGCUGUUACCAGAGUCAAGCACGAAGAAGACUGCAAAUUCGACACCAUGGUCUGCCCCAUCACAGCUGGCUGCUGCACAGUUCCUUUCGAAGAACUCUCAUCACAUUUACAAAAGACUCACAACAUCAUCGCAGUCUACUCACAGAAGAUCAAGAUUCUCAUUGAAAACUUCCAAACGAAGCUGAAGAAGACAGCGUGCUGUCGAACAAAGUACAAGAUUAUACUGCUGCACCAGAAAAGCGCUUUCAUCAUCAAAGUGUGCAUCUAUAACUACCACGUAAGAGUAGAAGUUAUGAGGCGGAAACUCGGCUACAUAGCUGAUGUAAAGUCAGAGACAAAGAAAAGCGAAUACUGCGCUUUAAUCGAAUUCCAAAGCAAAGCGCUUUGCACAAAAUCAGCUAUUCUCAUAGAAAAUGAGGCUUAUGGCAAGAAAGCUGAAGUGCAAUGGAACGAUGUUGUAAUGAAAUCAGACACAGAUGAAGCCAUCACCAUUCAUGUAAAUAUCGGCAAAUCAGACGCUGAUCUAAUGAGGAAAGAAUAUUCAGAAUCUUGAACUGUAAACUGAAAAUGUGUUAGUGAUAUUCUCCAAGUUCUAAUGGCUCCGCUUACCCAGUGAAUGGCAAGCGGGGUAGCCAAGAAAAUCGAGUGUAAAACAUCGUGCUCAAUGAAGUAAAGACAAUUUUAAAUAAAUCACAAUAUCAUUCCGAUUAUGUAGAUAUGCAUUUAAAUGUUAAAAUAAAAUUAUUUGUAUUUAAUAAUGAAGUGGAAUUUAGAAGUUUGGAUUAAGUUAUGUUGUUGGUGGAAUUCGCGGAUUCAAGUGACGAAGACGAUUUUGUAAUGGAUGGAAAAGAAAUAUAUGAGAAGAUGUUGCUGUUUAAAAGCAAUAGCGGUAAUGUUACAGCUGUUAUUUAUUGAAAUAAAGCUAAUGUUAACAUUACUAGCGAGAGAAUACGGAAAAUAAACUCGUCAUUAUAAGGAACUUAACGACGACUUUGAAUGUUACCUCCAAAAUAUUUAAAAGAUAAUUUGAUUCGGUGUACCAGUCCAAAUCCUUGAGUUUGCGAAUCAACGCCAAUUGUGACUGAUAUAGCCUUAACAUUAGAAUAAUUUUAAUAUUUAAGCAUACGGUUAUGUAAGAUAAUAAUAUAUUACAUCAAUAAGUUUCUUAAAAGAUGC